GGGCCGGGGGCGGCGGCCUGGCGGGGCGCACUCCGCCACUGAGGUGCGGGAGUUUAGAGCGCGUCCGCUCAGCUGGCGGCUACGGGAGAGAGGCGUGCGGGUCGGGAUGUCAGAACAGUCUACGGUCCCCGAGCAGAGCGCGUCGGACUCGCGGCGCGCAGGCUUCGUGCUGGGGGUGGACGUAGGCAGCUCGAUGAUUCGCUGCCACGUCUAUGACCGCGCGGCACGAAUCUGCGGCUCCAGCGCGCAGAAGGUAGAAAGUCUUUAUCCUCAGCCUGGCUGGGUUGAAAUUGAUCCUGAUGUUCUCUGGCUUCAGUUUGUUGCUGUAAUAAAAGAAUCUGUCAAAGCUGCAGGAAUAGAAACGAAUCAAAUUGUUGGUCUUGGCAUUUCAACACAGAGAGCAACUUUUAUCACAUGGGACAAGAAAACGGGAAAGCAUUUCCACAACUUCAUUAGUUGGCAAGACCUACGAGCUACUGAACUUGUAAAAUCUUGGAAUAGUUCUCUUUUAAUGAAGCUCAUACACAGUUCCUGCCGAGUACUGCACUUUUUCACUAGAAGUAAACAAUUUCUAGCAGCCAGUUUGUUCACUUUCACAACUCAGCAUGUUUCUUUGAGAUUGGCCUGGAUUUUGCAGAACCUGACUGAGGUGCGAAAGGCAGUGGAAGAAGAAAAUUGCUGCUUUGGGACUGUUGAUACCUGGUUGUUACAUAAGCUCACAAAAGGUUCUGAAUUUGCCACAGAUUUUUCAAAUGCCAGCACAACUGGACUUUUUGACCCAUAUGAGAUGUGUUGGAGCAAGAUCAUUACCUCCCUGCUUUCAAUCCCGCUCUCUCUCCUGCCUCCUGUGAAGGAUACGAGCUACAAUUUUGGAUCAGUGGAUGAAGAGAUAUUUGGUGUGCGUAUACCAAUAGUGGCCUUGGUCGCUGACCAGCAAUCAGCCAUGUUUGGAGAAUGCUGCUUUCAGACAGGAGAUGUGAAGUUAACCAUGGGAACUGGGACGUUUUUAGAUAUUAAUACUGGAAAUAACCCUCAACAGAGUGUUGGAGGCUUUUAUCCAUUAAUUGGGUGGAAGAUCGGGCAAGAAGUGGUGUGCUUAGCUGAAAGCAAUGCGGGAGAUACGGGCACUGCCAUAGAGUGGGCUCAACAGUUAGAUCUGUUCACAGAUGCUGCUGAAACUGAAAAAAUGGCCCAAAGCUUGGAAGAUUCUGAAGGAGUUUAUUUUGUUCCAUCUUUUAGUGGAUUGCAGGCUCCAUUAAAUGACCCCUGUGCAUGUGCCUCUUUUAUGGGUUUGAAGCCUUCCACCAAUAAAUACCACCUUGUUCGAGCAAUAUUGGAGUCUAUAGCUUUCAGAAACAAACAGUUAUAUGAGAUGAUGCAGAAAGAGAUCCAUAUUCCUGUAAGAAAAAUCCGGGCAGAUGGAGGAGUUUGUAAGAACAGUUUUGUUAUGCAGAUGACUUCAGACCUAAUUAAUGAGACUAUAGACAGACCCGUCCACAUUGAUAUGUCCUGCUCAGGCGCAGCUUCUCUAGCUGGCCUUGCUGUUGGGUUUUGGAGUGACAAGGAGGAGCUAAAGAAACUGAGGCAAAGUGAAAUGGUUUUCAAGCCCCAGAAGAAAUGGCAAGAAUAUGAAGUAAAUAUGGGGAACUGGGUCAAAGCCGUGAAACGCUCCAUGAAUUGGUAUAAGACGUAAUACUGGUGGAAUGACUGAAACCACGGAGGGCUGAUCAUCGGAGGGCUGAUCAUCGGAGGGCUGAUCAUCGUUAUGUGCAGCUGAGACAAAGCUCAGGAAUAACAAUGAGACCGACCCUGACCAAGAAAAGACUUAAACUGAGCUUUGCAACCCCAGAGAAAAAGCAUUGCUUUUUGUAAAACAAAACAAAAUACUCAUUAAAAAAAGAAAAAUCUAAACCUUGGUGAGAGAUUGUAAGGCAACAAUACCUCAGAAUUUCUGAAUCUUCGUUUUGUACCAAAUUCUAAAGGACAUUAGCCAUUUCCAACCAUGUUUUGAGUCUCACGGGGCCUCCUCCUUUUUAUACUGUGCCUGAAUGAAAUAAUUGUUUACUGUCUGAGUUAAUUGUUCCAGGUCAAGCAUCAUUCAUGUUUUGUUCCAAAAUGAUGUGGAAAGUGUUCCCUUAAUUCUUUAAAAUUGAGUGAGCUACUCAAAGUCCAUAUAGAUAAAAAGAAAGAAAAUGACUGAGGAAAGUGGAAUUUUGAAACAUCAGUAUUUUUUGUUUAAAGCCAUAAUCAUUCAAUGUUGUAUCCAAUAGUAACUCAAUAUGUCUCUCUCAGGCUUAUUUGAUGGCCAAUUGUUUCCUUUAUUGAGCUUAAAGGCACUGCCUUAAUUUUCCCUUGUUUAAAAAGCUGAGCUUUUUUUAUAUAUUGCAAAACUCUGAAAAAAAAUAAUUUUAGUUAAUAAAACCAAAAAGGUUAUCGAUUCAUAAGGAACAAGAAAGUACUGGGUUGGCCAAAAGUUUCCGUAGCAUUUUAUGGAAAAUCCUGAAUGAACUUUUUGGCCAACCCAAUACUUCUCAGAUAGCAUUUCUUUCAAAAAUUUCUGGCUGAAGUAUAACAUCUCAUUUUUUAUAAAAUGCAGGUAGUAAGUAUAAAUCUUGCCUUUCUUCUCUUGUUCUUUAUUUGUUGAGAUGCUAGUAUAAACAUCUUUUGUUUUUAUUAAGUGCCUAGUUGACAGAGCUUCCUUUGAAGACAGUGCCCUAAUUGAUUGGCGACUCAAGGAUUGCCUUCACUGGGGUAUUUUACUUGUGUGUUGGUGUCUUAUUUUAGUCCAGUCUACUCAUCUCACCAAGAUCCCUGCUGACAGGAUGGGAAUGCAGUUGUGUUAGUGACUGCCCCUCACGCACUGAGCCAGAGAUCACAGGGAGGAGCAGGGAGAGGUCUCCAUUGUCAAACUCUAUAGAAACAAGGUUGAGGGGUGAGAGUUGUGAGAAGCUUCAGGCCAGGUGUAAAGUCAUCCUAAGACAAGUUGAUCACCUUCCAGCAUGUUCUCAUGUUAUUUGCCCCUCCCUACUUAUGGACUGGGUUCCUUUUUUUUUUUUAAUUGAUUACAACGAUCAAUUAAAUAUAAUUGAUUUA
Bubalus bubalis (water buffalo) is the source of this 3093-nucleotide messenger RNA. It is a transcript of the gene GK5, whose product is annotated as glycerol kinase 5. Gene Ontology annotation, cellular component: mitochondrion. The coding region runs from base 107 to 1693 and encodes 528 amino acids. Gene Ontology annotation, molecular function: glycerol kinase activity. The record is from RefSeq and is a predicted model, not a curated record. Gene Ontology annotation, biological process: triglyceride metabolic process; glycerol metabolic process; glycerol-3-phosphate biosynthetic process. The transcript has 16 exons. Lineage: Eukaryota; Metazoa; Chordata; Mammalia; Artiodactyla; Bovidae.